This is a messenger RNA of Scatophagus argus, 1477 nucleotides long. RefSeq names its product deoxyribonuclease-1-like. The transcript is spliced from 10 exons. NCBI's taxonomy places the organism in Eukaryota, Metazoa, Chordata, Actinopteri, Scatophagidae. Gene Ontology annotation, biological process: DNA catabolic process. The coding region runs from base 230 to 1237 and encodes 335 amino acids. Gene Ontology annotation, cellular component: nucleus. The record is from RefSeq and is a predicted model, not a curated record. Gene Ontology annotation, molecular function: DNA nuclease activity.
GAGCUCUUGCAGAGCACAAAGCUACGUGCUGACAGAACAUGAGGACAUUUUCGGUUUCAUCUUAAAGAAGAAAAAUGAAUGAGCUGCGUUACACCUGAGCAGCUUGAUGGUGAACGCGAACCAAACGGAUGGACUGAUGGACUGUGCUUUACUCCACUGCAUUUAUCUACCAGCUGAAGCCUGAAGUGCGUGUCCCUCACAUUCACCCUCUACAACGUCUGAAGUCACCAUGAAGAUCGCCGCCUUCAAUGCCAAGAACCUGGGAUGGAAAAAAGUCACAGACAAGACCGUGGUUCACCACCUCACCAAGAUCCUGUCCCGGUACAGCGUGGUGCUCGUACUGGAGGUGACCGAUAAGAGCGGUAAGGCCAUGGAGAAGUUACACCAGGAGCUCAACAACACCAGCUCCAACCGAACUCGUCCCUACUCCCUGAUCGCCAGCAGCCAGCUGGGACGCGCCACCUACAAGGAGCAGUUUGUUUGUUUCUACAGAGAGGACGAGGUGACGCUGGCAGCUUGUCACCAGUAUGAAGACAAUCAGCCUGGAGAUGUGGACGCCUUCGCCAGAGAGCCCUUCAUCCUGCGCUUCAGCUGUCCGACUACAGUUGUGAAAGACCUGGUUCUGAUCCCAGUCCACACCAAACCAGAGGACUCGGAGAAGGAGCUGGACGAACUGCACGACGUGGUGGAUGCGAUCAGGAACAAGUGGGGAACUGACAACAUCAUGAUUUUGGGGGACUUCAAUGCGGAUGGACGUUAUCUCUCCAAGAGGAAAAAGGAAAAGAUCCGCAUCUGCUCGGCUCCCUACCAUUGGCUGAUAGACGAUGAUGUCGACACCACGUCCAGCAACUGCAAUGACCACACCUACGACAGGAUCGUGGUGUAUGGCCAGACCAUGCUGAACGCCAUCGUCCCCGGCUCAGCCAAGUCGUUCAACUUUCAGAGCAAGUUCAAGCUGACUGAUGAGGAAACUCUGGGCAUCAGUGACCACUACCCUGUGGAGGUGGAGCUGAAGACCAAUCAGAAACACAAAGCACCGAGACAAAGGAAGACGCCUCUGCCCCGGACAGCAAGGACAGCGUCCACCGGAAGACAAACCCAGAAGAAAGGACCACAGAAGAAGAAGAAGGACGUGCCGGCAGGAUUACAGGGGAAGAAGAAGACGACAACGACAAAAAGGAAGAGAGGACAGUCGUCAGACACACCAGCCAAGAGGAGACGUUUGGACAAUCGAUGAUCAGACAGACCUUAAAGACGUUCCAUCUUUUCAAGAGUGUUAUUAAAGUUACGGUCAGAGAAAUGUUUAAAAAUAUGACAUGAGAGGUGAGAAGCUUCCUGCUAACAUGAAUAAACUAUUGCUCAGCUUGGAAGAUACACAACUGGAAAUCAUUAGUUUCUUAAAAACUGUCACCCAACAAAACUUCUACUAUCUUUCUGAACGCAUCUCAGUCUGUAUGAAUAAAUGUGUUUGUCAGGA